AAUACAUUUUCAAAAGAAAAAAUUUGGUAACUGUUCUUUUUAUCCUUGACUGUCAAAUAAUUGGUGUUAGAAGAUUUUCUUUUAUUAAAGCAAAAAUAUUAUAAAUAACAAAAUAAUUUUGAUAGUAACACAAAUAUUAAAAUAUUCACUGGAAAUAUGAAUAAUGCUACUUCAAUUAUUAUUGUGAUUAUCUGUUUCAUAAAAGUGUUUGUCAAUGCCACAAAAUCAUUGGAAGUAUCUAAAACGCAAAACAAUGAGGCUGUAGAAAUGAUAAAAGAUGAUGAAAUGUGCUUCUUGUGUCAUGAAGAGAAAUUAACAGUAAAAUUUUUACCUUGUUUACAUAAAAUCGGAAAUGAAUGUGCAAGUAGAUUAUUUGCGUAUGGUCACAAAUAUUGUCCAUUAUGCAAAACAGAAAUAAUGAUGUUAUCAAACUAUGUCGAUAAAGGAAUAUGCUAUAGAUGUGAGGAUGAAAAAUUAACAGUAACAUUUAAGCCUUGCGGUCAUAAAAUUGGAAACAACUGUGCAUAUAGAAUGCAUGUUUUGAAUCAAAAAUCAUGUCCUUUUUGCGAAAAUUAUAUUAAUGAGUUUGAAAACUUGUGUAAACCUUAUAUACCGGCGCUUAAUAAACCUGACAUUGAGCUUUGUGUAUGUUGUACCGAAAAGACCUCGCGUACUAUUCAACCUUGUAAUCAUUUAGUAGGAUACGAGUGUGGAAGUAUAAUAGAUGAUGCAGAUAUAAUAAGUUGUCCAAUUUGUAAUCAAGUAGUAAACAGUAACACUGUGAACCAAAACCCAGUAGAAUCCCCAAAUAUGUACAGUAGUGAGCUAGAUGGAUAUCAUACAGAAUAUCCUACUCCUUAUCCUGCAGACUUGCGCAGAAAUCGUACAGAUAAUGAUGAUAGUUUUGGCCAUGAUGAUGAAAAUUAUGGUUUAAUAAGUUCCACCAGAGAUAUAUAUUCUCCAGAGAUCAAUACUCGGAUGUACAGAAUGGCGUUAAAUUCCGAAAUUAAUUCACCAAUUAUACUAUCACAUUAUCAAACUCCGUUUGCUCGUGAGUUUUCUACAGAUUCACCAGGUAGUUCAUAUAGAUAUAUUGGUGAUAGAUUAGAGAGAACAGAAGAUAUAGGAGUGUUCGAAUAUAUUCGUGAUGAAGAGAAUGAUAUAACUGAUGUAGCUGAUGGGUUCUCCCUAUCCGAGGCUCAAGAUUAAACACUAGUAAUAUAGAUUUUGAUAAUACAAGUGAUACUUUCUGAUAUGGUUAACAAAAGAACUCUUUAUACUAUAAGUAUCAUUUUAUAUUGUUUAUCACAACAUUCCUUAUCCUUGUUCAAAAAAUAACUUUUGCUAUAUGAUGUUAUAAUUAUUACUGAAAAAUAUAUUAAAAAAAAUUAAUUUUUUCA
Messenger RNA from Daktulosphaira vitifoliae (grape phylloxera), 1400 nucleotides. RefSeq names its product E3 ubiquitin-protein ligase MIB1-like. The record is from RefSeq and is a predicted model, not a curated record. Gene Ontology annotation, molecular function: ubiquitin-protein transferase activity. The transcript is spliced from 14 exons. NCBI's taxonomy places the organism in Eukaryota, Metazoa, Arthropoda, Insecta, Hemiptera, Phylloxeridae. The coding region runs from base 157 to 1209 and encodes 350 amino acids.